AUGAACCCCACGGUCCAAAGGACCCACACUCCCCUCUUCAAUUUCUGGAAGAGGAACAAGACCUUCCAGAAGAGCUUUGCAAACAUCGUGAAAUUCAAGGAUGACGAGAUCAACAUGUCCGACUCCUCGGUGGUGCUCUACCACUUUCACCAGCAGUUGCUCACCUCCACCAUCGAUUUCCGCCUGCAGCCGGGGGAGAGCGAGGAAGAGCGAUGCGAGCGCGUGAAGCUGGCUGUCAAGCAACUGACAAGAUUCACGCAUCGGUUCUUUGCAUUCGUCAAUUCGCUGUACCUCCUGUACGAUCCCAGCACACCGGUGCUGCGUUACAGCAAGAAGAUCGACAAAUUGCUGCAAACCAAACUGCAAGUGGCGCGGCAGGCAGAGGAGAUGCUGCAUCUCACCGAUGACAUGCACCGCAUGGAUCUAAGGGACUGCUACCACAAUUGCAACGGUAGCGUGAGGUACCAUGCGAUGAACGUGGAUUACAUGCGCAAACUGCUCAACAUGGUGAAAUUCCCAAACCUAUCGCUGUUCUUCAUCUAUGGGUUGCCAAACAUGGUCCACCCUCUCUACGACCAGCUCAGCUACAACAGCUACACCUUGCGGUUUCAGCCACAGGGUGUGAUACCCGAUAUCGUCACGGCACAGAACAUCCUCGUCAACAUGCAGGAGCUGGUCUGUUCGAUGACCGAUUACAGCUCCUAUUACAGCAACCUCGCGCGCUUCAUCGAAUUGCGCGAUCGGUUGUUCGAGGACGCCAGACAAAGCAAGGUCAUUGCCAAGAUCGAGCAGAUGAUCAGAUCUACGGUGAGUCCCGCAGGGUUCGGCCCUGGAACCUUCCGCUUCAUCAUUGUGCUCCCCAUCUUCCCAAAGAUUGUGCAGAACAUCAACAUGAUGGGGUUCCCCAACCGCGGAACCAAGGCAGAAAUCCACGCGCUCUUCCGAGAGCGUCGCAGGCUGUACAGGAAGUGGAAGAUCCCCUUUGAGAUCCAGGUGAUGCUGCAUCGGAACAUCGAGCGGGGAUUCCCCAUUGUCUACCAGAAGGUUUAUUCUCUCUCUGUAGCGAAAUAA
Guillardia theta CCMP2712 is the source of this 1071-nucleotide messenger RNA. RefSeq lists its product as hypothetical. Lineage: Eukaryota; Cryptophyceae; Pyrenomonadales; Geminigeraceae. The coding region runs from base 1 to 1071 and encodes 356 amino acids. The record is from RefSeq and is a predicted model, not a curated record. The transcript has a single exon.